This is a messenger RNA of Esox lucius (northern pike), 4367 nucleotides long. RefSeq names its product integrin alpha-6. Gene Ontology annotation, cellular component: external side of plasma membrane; integrin complex. Bases 138 to 3347 code for a protein of 1069 amino acids. Gene Ontology annotation, biological process: cell-matrix adhesion; cell-cell adhesion; integrin-mediated signaling pathway. Lineage: Eukaryota; Metazoa; Chordata; Actinopteri; Esociformes; Esocidae. The transcript has 24 exons. The record is from RefSeq and is a predicted model, not a curated record. Gene Ontology annotation, molecular function: integrin binding.
AAAUGGUCACCAUCCCAAUCAAAGCUCGAGCGACUCAAAAAUUACUGCACUUACGCCUGAGUUCUCUAAUACCACGGACAAACCGACUGAGUUAACCGGAGUAAUAACGGUUCUCACAAUUAAAUCAUUUUUCCGCCAUGGGAGAUCGAUUGCUACAAUUCCUUUCUUUAAUAUCGCUUCUCUUUCUGCUGGAAUGGACCCAAAUAUCGUCUUUCAACCUGGACACAGAAAACGUUAUGAUAAAGAAAGGGGACUCCGGGAGUCUUUUCGGCUACUCUCUCGCUAUGCACCAACAAUUACAUCCUGAUAAAAGAAAGUUGCUAGUUGGUGCUCCAAAGGCCAAAGCUCUAAAUGGCCAGAAGUCAAAGAUCACAGGAGGACUCUACGACUGUGAUUCCCCUUUAAUUUCAACCAGCUGUAACCGAUUGCAGUUUGACAACAGUGAGGACUUAGAGUCUGAGAGUAAGGAGAACCAAUGGAUGGGUGUAACAGUAAACAGCCAGGGACCAGGAGGGAAGAUUGUGACAUGUGCCCAUCGCUACCAGCAACGUAAACGUGUGAACUCAGACGAUGAGUCUCGUAAUAUCCUUGGCCGGUGUUACGUGCUGAGCCAGGACUUGACCAUCAAACAAGAACCUGGUGAUGGAGGCGACUGGAAGUUAUGUGAAGGGCGUAAAGCUGGGCACGAGCUGUAUGGCUCCUGUCAACAGGGAAUGUCUGCCACCUUCACCCAAGACCCUUACUACCUGGUAUUUGGAGUCCCUGGGGCAUUCAACUGGAAAGGUGUGGUAAGAGUGGAAAACAGCAGUCUGUUGCAGUUGGGUAUCUUCGAUGACGGGCCCUAUGAGUUGGGUGAGGAUAACCCUGCCAAGAUCCCUGUGCCUGAUAGCAGCUACCUGGGCUUCUCUCUGGACUCAGGAAAUGCCAUUACUAAGAAGGACCAGCUGACAAUAGUUGCCGGGGCUCCAAGAGCCAAUCACAGUGGAGCAGUGGUGUUACUGAAGACUGUGUUGUCAACUAACUUACUGGAAAAGGAGUACAUACUGGAAGGGGAGGGGCUAGCCUCAUCAUUUGGCUACGAUCUGACUGUGGUGGAUCUCAAUGCAGAUGGGUGGCAGGAUAUUGUGGUUGGAGCCCCUCAGUAUUUUGAGAAGGACAAGAAGGUGGGUGGAGCUAUUUAUGUCUACAUUAACAAGAAUGGAGACUGGAAUAUGGUCAAGCCCACCAGGAUAGACGGAACUGAGGACUCCAUGUUUGGACUGGCUGUAGAAAACCUGGGAGAUCUCAACAUGGACAACUACAAUGACAUUGCUGUGGGAGCACCAUACACUAAGGAGGGAGGGAAGGUGUUCAUCUACCAUGGCUCAGCUGAUGGACUCAUUACUACACCUACCCAGGUCUUGUCAGGGUCAGCAGGGACAAAAUUGUUUGGUUAUUCUCUAGCUGGUAACAUGGACCUGGACAUGAACUCCUACCCAGACCUGGCUGUAGGGUCUCUGUCAGACUCUGUGUUUGUCUACAGGACCCGGUCCGUUAUCAACAUUGAGACAAAUAUUAGCACAACCCCUAAUGAGAUUGAUCUAACUAAGAAAAACUGUGGCAACAGCAUCUGUAUGAACGUGGAAGCCUGCUUGUCAUACACAGCCCUCCCUAAAACCUACAACCCUACACUGAGAGUGAAGUACGCCAUUCAGGUUGAAGAGGAACGUAGGAAAAGGGGUCUACCUUCCAGAGUGACCAUCUCCACAGAUUCCAUCAACGAACAAGACUUUAAUGUCACUGGGGUUCUCAGUCUCACUGGACAGGGCAACAUGAAGUGUGUCAGCGCCAAAGUCAAACUACUGGAGAACAUUAAGGACAAGCUCAGGGGAAUCCCCGUCCAGGUUAAUGUGGAGAUAGAGAACCCCAAAAGAACAAGACGACAGAUUCCAGGAAUAUCGCCCAUUCUCAACCCCAAACCCCAAAAGCCUGUAAUGGUGAAUUUCCGGAAAGAGGGCUGUGGCAGUGAUAAUGUGUGUCAGAGUAAAUUAAAGCUCCAGCAUCGCUUCUGCUACAAAGAACCCAACACGGAUGAAUUUAGUCCUUUAAAAGUGACGGAUAACGUGACAGUGGUUUCCCUUAGCGUCCAGAAAGACAUCGCCCUGGAGAUCACAGUGACCAAUGAGAAUGGAGAUGAUGCUCAUGAGGCAACACUGGUUGCCUCCUUACCAUCAACUCUCACCUACUCAGCCGACUACUCUGCAGAAAGGCAGGUGAUCUGUAAGGCCAAUACUAACGGCUCUCAGGCAGUGUGUGACCUGGGGAACCCCUUCAAACGAAACUCAUGGGUGAAGUUUUACAUCAUCCUGAGUACAGCAGGCAUUCCCCUGGACACCACAGACCUGGAGAUAGACCUUCAACUAGGAACGACAAGUGUCCAGGACCCAGUCGAAGUCAAGGCCAAGGCUAAAGUGGAGAUCGAGCUGCAACUCUCCCUCACAGGGCUGGCCAAGCCCUCCCAGGUCUAUUUCUCUGGAGAGGCUAAAGGAGAGAGUGCCAUGAAGACCGAAGGAGACGUCGGCAGUCUCAUCGAGUUUGAGUUCAGGAUGAUCAACCUGGGGAGGGCCCUGAAAACGUAUGGCACCUCCUAUCUGAUUAUCAAUUGGCCAAAGGAGACAAUGGAAGGGAAAUGGAUCUUGUACUUGAUGAAGAUGAACGCCCAAGGUCUUGGACAGAUCACAUGCUCCCCAGAGAGCGAGAUAAACCCACACACACUCAAAGAGGAGUCUAGCAACUCCAGGAAGAGACGAGCCACCAAAGAGACCAAGCCGUCAGAAGGAACAAUCUCAGCACUACUGAACAAAGAGAGAAAAUCCGCUACUCUGUCGUGUGGUGAUGGGGCAAAGUGUGUUGAGAUUCGUUGCCCUCUACAUGAUCUGGACAGUAAUGCAGUCAUCCUGCUCCGUUCUCGACUCUGGAACACCACAUUCCUGGAGGAGUACUCCGAGCUGAACUAUCUGGAGGUGAUAGUGACAGCCUCUCUCAAAGUGGACGGUAUAGCUGAGAACAUGAUCCUGAAAAACACAGAGACACAGAUGAAAGUAACAGUGUUCCCAGAGCGUCUUAUGGCCCAAUACGGGGGAACGCCCUGGUGGCCCAUCUUGUUAGCCAUCUUGUUAGGGCUGCUGAUGCUUGGCCUGCUGGCCUUCCUGCUCUGGAAGUGGGGUUUUUUCAAACGCUCCAAGUAUGACGACAGCGUUCCCAGUUACAAUGCAGUGCGUAUCAAAAAUGAGGAGAAUGAUCAUCUAGAAAGCCUGGAAAAGAAAGCUUGGAUAACAAGCUGGAAUAAAAACGAGAGUCACUCUUAACAAUGGUGGAAAGCUGGAGCUCCCAUUCCUACAGACAUUCCCAGACACAGAAUGUCCACCUAACAUUCCAUUGUCUUCCUCUGACCAUACCUAGGCCUGAAUCCAGUAUGGACUUUUGAUUGUACGUAGAAAUACAAAGAACUAUGUGGAAAAGCUUUGUGUACUUUAAAGACUGAUGCUACAAUAGCAGACUAGAUACUCUAAGGUAAAAUAAGACAGCCCUUUAUUAAAUUGUCCCUUUUUGAGGAUCAAUAUAAUUAUUAUUACUAAGUAUUUGCUUGUCUUAUUUCAUCAUGAAAGUGACAUUCAUGGUGACCACUGGUCAGAUACAAACGCUUUUUGGGGUGUGUCCAUUCUUCUUGCACAUUCCGGUCAAGAACCCCAGUUUUCUCUUUUUGAACUCUGGACAUUUUGUAAAUGUACGCUUUUUGUUUAGGUUAGAACGUUUUGUAUAUUUGUGUGUAUUUAUUUUGUUUGUGGAGAAUGUUACCUACACAAUACUCCACUGGACAAAUAAAGUUUUCCAGGAAGGUUUUUCAAUGUAUGGAAGGAUGGAUGCCUCAAAGCACACUGACCAAUCAUCUCCAAAUAACUUGAAUUAACAUCUGUUAAAUUUGACUCUCUUCAAGUUUGUGAUUAAGUGUGCAUUUUGCACAUUAACUAGGGUCAUUUUUAAGUUAUAGUCCCUGCUACUUAAUGGCUUUCUUAUCCUAUUUGUCUAUAUCAUGUAAAUGUUAUCAUGUACUUAUCUAUUAACAUUAUACAGAACUGAAAAUAUUGUGAACCUCUACAUAUGACACAAUUGGUUUUUUAUUUUUGAAAUAGACCAGAGGAGUGAAUCGAGGAAUGACGUUUUAGUUCUCUUCUAGUCAGUUGUUCAAUCUAGAAAUCAAACAUUCUAAAACAGGGCCCAGUCAAUUCUCUAGAUACAUACAUUUUCACAGUAACAGCUGUAGAUUUUGUUGAAGUAACAUGCCAAAAAAGCCAUAACUUCAUAAAUGUUUUACAUUGUGUAUAAAA